AUGGCGCGCCAGGCUCCUCAGCGCGGGAAGCCGCUGCUGCCGCUGCUCGCUCUGAUCGUCUCGGCGACGGUCGCCGUCGCGCAGGAUGCAAUCUACCCCGUCACCUACGUGCCGGCCACUCAGAGCCUGAGGUUCGGUCCGGGGUACAUCGCGUUUGUGAACACCGCAACCAGCCCGCCGUCACUGACCGUUGUCGACUCCACUGGCGCGCCUGUCGCGCCCAUUUCUAACGCGGACGGAUCCGCCACUGUGGCCGGGUACACCGCGUACCCGAACGGCACCAUCACUGGUCCGGGCGGCCUUUCGAUCUACAUUGGUGCGGGCGACGCUUUGGUUGCUAUGGGAACAACAACAGCCCUGAAGAACGGAACCAUUGUGGAUGGCUCGGGAAUGAAGCUCGUGCCGUCGAAGAACGCUGACGGGUCGUACACUGCAGGGGGCAUGACUGGGUGGUCCAACGGCACCAUCGUUGGCAGCGGCGGCGCCGUGAUCAACGCCGGCGCGCCGCUCACCCUCACAGCGGACGGCAGCAUUGCCUUCGCCCCCCGGCUUGCUACUCCCGCGCCUGGCGCCGCCAUCUCCUUGGACCCCGCCUCCCGCAGCCUGUCGUUCGGCGGCUACACGGUGACGGUGUCGCUGAGCGGCGAUAAGCUCUCCCUCGUGGACUCCACUGGCAAGCCUGUCGCCACCACCCCCAACCCUGACGGGUCCCGCUCUCUUGGCGACUACAUGCUCUACAGGAACGGCACGAUCGCUGCUCCGGGCGGCAUUGCCAUCCACAGUGCUGGGCCCAACGCGGGGCUGCGUGUGGGAACAACAACGGUUCUGAUGAACGGAACGAUCCUGGACAGUACGGGAGCGAAGAUUGUGCCGACGGGUCCGAAUGAGGACGGGUCGUACAGUGCAGGGGACGUGAAAGGGUGGGCGAACGGCACUAUUAUUGACACCAACACUGCUUCUCCUCCUACUGAUGCCAGUCCCCCACCUGCUGGUUCCACUUCCCCCCCUGCCGGUUCCACUUCUCCCCCAGCUGGUGCCUCUACUCCUGCCGCUCCUCCUCCCCCACCCAAGACUGCUGGUUUGUUCGCUUCGCCGGCCACUGCGCUCACUGCUCUAAUCACUCUCGCCCUUGCCCCACUCAUGUUCAUGUAG
Messenger RNA from Closterium sp. Naga37s-1, 1152 nucleotides. NCBI's taxonomy places the organism in Eukaryota, Viridiplantae, Streptophyta, Zygnematophyceae, Desmidiales, Closteriaceae. The record is from the annotation of a GenBank genome assembly.